AUGGUCCUCAGGAAAAGAGAGAUGAAAGCCUUUAUACGGGGAGCAGCAGUCGUUGGAGCCCUUUUACUCAUCAUCUGCAUGAAAGUGACUUGGAGAAUAAGUACGUCUGCUAAAGAGAAAGCCGCUGAUGAAGAUUAUGUGAGGACCAAUCUGGAAAGGAUUGAACAGAACCUCAACAAACUGAGUGAGUAUGAGCAGCAACCUAAGGACGAGCCAGCACUGCAGUACCUGGACAGACGUUUUUGCUGUUAUUACUUUGGAUCAAAGUUGAUAGAAUCAUCCAGUCACUCCGGCUCCCCAACCGGACGGCUUCCCAUUGUGAAGCAAAAAGUGGAACAAAAAACAGAACAAAAAGUGGUGCUGGUGCCGGUGCCGGUGCCAAAAUUAUACCCACAGUCACCCCUGUUUGCCAGGUGGGGGGGAAACCUGUCAGAGGUGGAGCAGACUCAGGCAGAAACCCUGUUUCAGAAAUAUGGAUACAACGUCUUCCUGAGUGACCGGCUGCCUUUAAACAGAGAGAUUCCAGAUACAAGAGACAAAAGAUGUCUACAGAAGCAGUACCCCAAUGACCUGCCAGAGCUGGGAGUGGUGCUCAUCUACCUUGACGAGGCUCUUUCGGUCAUUCAAAGGGCCAUUCGAACCAUCAUUGACCGCACGCCAAAGUACCUGCUGCAGGAAAUCAUACUGGUGGAUGACCACAGCACGAAUAAUGACCUUGGAGAGCAGUUAGAGAAAUACAUAGAUGAGAUCCACAGUGAGAGGCCUGGACUCAUAAACAAAGUAAGGCACAAGCAACAAAUGGGUCUGUCUCAGUCCCGGAUCUCAGGCUGGGAGCAUGCCACAGCUGAUGUUGUGGCCAUUUUGGAUGCUCACAUUGAAGUUAUGGAAGGAUGGGCAGAACCUCUACUGGCGAGAAUCAAAGCGGACAGGACAGUGGUGGUGACUCCUGUGUUUGAUAAGAUCCAUUUCGAUGAUCUGCACGUGGAGCGUUACAUCCCGUCCGCUCAUGGAUUUGACUGGGCUUUGUGGUGCAUGUACGACGGCUUCAGACCAGAGUGGUUCAAGAUGAACGAUGAAUCGCAACCUGGGAAGAGUCCCUCUAUCAUGGGCAUCUUUGCAGCAGAUAGAGUCUUCCUUGGAGAGAUUGGCGGGCUUGAUGGUGGAAUGACAAUCUAUGGAGGAGAAAAUGUUGAAUUUGGAAUCCGUGUGUGGCUGUGCGGAGGGAGUGUAGAGGUGGUGCCUUGCUCCAAGGUGGCUCACAUCGAGAGGGCUCACAAACCCUACGCCCGUGACCUGAGCCCUUUCAUGAGGAGGAACGCCUUGAGAGUCGCAGAAGUCUGGAUGGAUGAGUACAAGAGGAACGUGAUGAUUGCCUGGAAUCUUCCCCUCCAGAAUCAUGGGAUAGAUAUCGGAGAUGUCUCGGAGAGGAAGGCGCUCAGAGAAAAGCUGAAAUGCAAACCUUUCAAGUGGUACCUGGACAAUGUGUACACGAAGCUCAACACAUGGGAUAACCUGCUGGGUUAUGGUGCGCUGCAGAACAGCCUCUUGAGGACUCACUGUGUGGACCAGGGAGCUAUUCCUGGAAGCAUCCCCAUCCUGUACGGCUGCCACUUCCAAGCACCACAGUACUCUUACUACAACACGGAGGGCGAGAUCAUAGUUGGGGUGAUUAAAUCUCACAAAUAUAACAGAAACCGCUGCCUGGUGGAUCCGGGCACCGGCAGCACUCCGACCCUGCAGCAGUGUGAGCUGGCGAAGCAAAGUGAACUGCACAUGCACUGGGACUUCCACCAAGGCCAAGAGAUAAGAAACAGAGCCACUAAGAGAUGUCUGGAGAUUGCCCAGGGACAAAACUUGUAUUAUGAGCUCAUUAUUCAGCAGUGCACGGGACAACACUGGACCAUUCAGCAUCUCAUCAAAACUUUUUAA
This is a messenger RNA of Myripristis murdjan (pinecone soldierfish), 1929 nucleotides long. RefSeq names its product probable polypeptide N-acetylgalactosaminyltransferase 8. NCBI's taxonomy places the organism in Eukaryota, Metazoa, Chordata, Actinopteri, Holocentriformes, Holocentridae. Bases 1 to 1929 code for a protein of 642 amino acids. The transcript is spliced from 11 exons. The record is from RefSeq and is a predicted model, not a curated record. Gene Ontology annotation, molecular function: polypeptide N-acetylgalactosaminyltransferase activity. Gene Ontology annotation, biological process: protein O-linked glycosylation. Gene Ontology annotation, cellular component: Golgi apparatus.